CCGAGAAAGUUUAUAAUUUCUUUUAUACAAUUAAUUCGUGUACUAUUCACGUGACAUAUUAUUUUGACAAACGUUUCGAUACGGAAGAAAAUUCUUCGUUUUAUACUAUCCUACUUGGAAUCACAUGAUCUAAUAUGCGCGGGUACAAGAUUGUGAAUACACAGAUGCCUAAUAUUCUAUGAAAAGUCAAUAGAAUAAAAAAAGACCAGAAAUUAAAUGACAGCAGAAAUAUAAAAUGUUUGAAUCUCCAAGAAGUCUCCAGGAAGUUUGCAUCGAUUUCAUCUGCGGUAACGUUCUAGGCUUGUGUGAAGUUCAUCUCGGUGAUACAAGUCUACAUUCUUCCAGUAUUCCCAAUAGUAGCACUGUUUCCAAUCAACAAGAUGUCUGUACAUUGAAUAGUAAUAGUGCAGAAGUUGCUUUUGAUACUACAAUAAGUAGAACAUUAUCUAAUGAUGCUCCCUCCAACUCUGCAACUCGGCUUACCUUUAAGCAUCCAGAUGCCUUUUUGCCGGCCGAAGUAUCGGAGCAAUUAUUAUCCAACUUGUGUGAAAAAAAAACUUUGUCCGACUUGACAAUUACACUCUUUGACUCCAAGACCACUAGAUUAAGGCAUGUACGACUGAAAGACGCGUCGACAUUAUCAACUAAAGGCUUAAGUGUUCUUAAGCAACAUAAAGUUGUAGAUUUAAUAGUAAAUGGACUUAAAAUAACUGUUAAUGAUUUAAUUAGUUGUUUAGGUGAUUGGAGCAUACAAAACCUUAGGUCGCUAAGUGUAGCUAAAGGAAGCUUUAUGGAUUUUUCAAGACAACGCAUGGUAGAUAUUGCAACAUUAAACAAAUUAAAGGCACUUCACACUUUGAAUGUCUCAGGAACAGAAUUUAAUAAACAUGGUUUGGAUAUAGUAGUCGAAGAUCUUCCCCUUUUAGAGAGCUUAGAUAUAUCUUGUACAAGAGUUGAUGAUAUAACACCGUUAAGAAAAUGUAAAAAUCGUUUAAAGACAUUAAAUAUGUACAAUUUAAAGAUAAGUGGGUGUGGAAGUUUAAUACCAGUAUUAUUGGAGUUAAAUGAAUUAAGACAUUUAGACAUUUCCGAUGAGAAAGAUCCACAUGGUUUUGAAGUUUUUGCACCAGCUAAACCAAAAAUAACUGAUUUUCUAAGAGCUCUUAAUUGUAUGCCUUAUUUGACGACUUUAGACUUGUCGGGUAAAGAUGAUAUAAAUCCGAAAGAUUUAAAAAAUUUUAUUGCAUCACAUGGAAACUUGAGAUUUCUGGGACUGGUGCAUUCUGAUGCUUGUUAUGAUGAAAGUUUCAUAGAUUCGACACAUAAAGAUUAUAGACCCGAACUUGUUAUUAGCGGUACAGCGACAGAAUCUCAAAUUUUGGAAGCUCUUAGAAGGUACACGUACAGGCCAAUAUAUCUUCAAAAAUGUUUGUUUAAUUUAUUUCGUUUAACACCAAAUUUUCUCGAACCACGAGUCGAUGUGAUAAAAUUAGUGUUACCUGGAAUGAGAGAGCAUCCACAGGAAUUCCGUGUACAAAUGGCAGCUACUGCAUGUAUUUAUAAUCUCACCAAGGGUGAAUUAGCUCUUAUGAUUCAUCCAUCGAUACUUAAACAGAUAGUUGAAUUAACAUUAUUAGCAAUGGAAUCAUAUCCAACUAAUCAUCAACUUCAAAAAAACACACUAUUGACUUUAUGCAGUGAUAGAAUCUUACAGGAUGUUGCAUUUGACAAAUAUAGAUGUGCAAGAUUAGUUAUGAAUUGCUUAUCGACAUUUGAUGAUGCAUCUAUGAAUCGUAUGUCUGUGGCCAUUUGCUCAAUAUUAGCAGCAAAGAUAUCGACUGUGGAAACAUCUAUGUUAGGUGCACAACCACAAUACAUGUUGAAAUUGCUUUCAAUGGUUAGAUCUAAAGUCGAAUCUAAACUAGUAGAUAUUACAAUGAAAUUUACAUUAAGCGCUCUAUGGAAUUUAACGGAUGAAAGUGCUAUCACAUGCAAAGUCUUUCUCGAUGAAGGUGGAAUGGAAUUAUUUCUUGAAGUGUUGGAUAGCUUUCAAGGAGAAUCUAGUGUAGAAACUAAAGUUCUUGGUCUGUUAAACAACAUUGCAGAGGUUGAUCACUUGAGACCACGACUUAUGCAACCACGAUUUAUAAAAAUGCUUUCUAUGCUGCUUGACUCUGAGCACAUUGAUGUAUCUUAUUUUGCAGCUGGUAUUGCUGCACAUUUGCUUAGUGAUGGUCCUCGAUCUUGGCAUAAUAUGCCAUUGCAACCAAGUAGAGAACAGUUGUUGGACCAACUGGUUCAUGCUGUAACUCAUUGGCAAACACCACAAGGAGAAAUGGUUGCCUAUCGUAGCUUUCAACCAUUUUUUCCACUAUUACGUUGUACAGAUGCAUAUCCCGUUCAACUCUGGGCAGUAUGGGCAAUUCAUCAUGUAUGCACAAAGAAUCCAAAACGUUACUGUACAAUGUUAAUUAGAGAAGGAGGAGUAGAAACGUUAAAACAACUUGAAAAGACAUAUACAGGAUAUACAAAACAAGUGACUUUCACAACUUUUUUGCAAAGUUUAUGUCAAUCAAUUUUGGAAACUCUUGAAUUAAAUUCUUAACAAUAGCUCUGUUGCUUUUCAAACUCUAAAAAUUAAAUAUCAUGAUAUGCUA
Molecule: messenger RNA, 2657 nt
Organism: Cataglyphis hispanica
Lineage: Eukaryota; Metazoa; Arthropoda; Insecta; Hymenoptera; Formicidae
Product: protein zyg-11 homolog B-like
Exons: 10
Coding region: 236-2605 (789 amino acids)
Cellular component (GO): Cul2-RING ubiquitin ligase complex
Source: RefSeq, a predicted model, not a curated record